GGCCGGCCCGCGGAGACUCGUCCUGUCCCGUGGUCCCCGCGCGAGUAGCCCCGGCUCCUGAGCCGAGCACCUGCCCGGCGGUGAAGGGCUCGAACCUCCGGGACCCGCGCCGGCUGACGCGGAAAAGUUGCCGCCGGCCGGCCGCGCGACACCGCAAGCGCUCGCUUCCUUUCCGUGUCGGGGUGACAGGGCUCUGGGCUUGGGAUUGGGACUGCGUUUCCCACCGGUUUGCCUCGAGCGAGCGCUCACGUAUGAGAAAGAGAACCGCCAAAAGGAGUGAGUGAUGCUCAGUGACCUGCGCUCAGGCUGGACGCUCGCGCCUCGGGACUCCUACAGGAACAUUGCGCUAGCUCCUGGGAGCAGCUUUGCAUCUCCUUAGUGCUCCUCUGCUUCAACUGCUCAAGCCAGCUGACCUCGAAUGGCUACCCAAAGGAAACACUUGGUGAAAGACUUCAACCCUUACAUCACCUGCUACAUCUGUAAAGGCUAUCUGAUCAAGCCCACGACAGUGACGGAAUGCCUCCAUACAUUCUGUAAGACCUGUAUUGUCCAGCACUUUGAAGACAGCAAUGAUUGUCCAAGGUGUGGCAACCAAGUUCAUGAAACAAAUCCAUUAGAAAUGUUAAGGCUGGAUAACACGUUGGAGGAAAUUAUCUUUAAAUUAGUGCCUGGACUACGAGAACAAGAACUUCAGCGUGAGUUGGAAUUUUGGAAGAAAAACAAACCUCAAGAAAAUGGGCAAGAUGAUAUUUCGAAGGUUGACAAGUCUAAAGCAGAUGAGGAAGGUGAUGAAAACCAAGAUGAUAAGGACUAUCAUAGAAGUGACCCGCAAAUUGCUAUCUGUCUGGACUGUUUACGAAAUAAUGGGCAGUCAGGGGACAACGUAGUGAAGGGUCUCAUGAAGAAAUUUAUUCGCUGUUCUACACGAGUUACUGUAGGAACUAUUAAAAAGUUUCUAAGUUUAAAACUAAAACUUCCAAGUUCUUAUGAGUUGGAUGUGCUGUGCAAUGGUGAAAUUAUGGGAAAGGAUCAUACUAUGGAAUUCAUCUAUAUGACAAGAUGGCGACUAAGAGGAGAAAAUCUUUGCUGUCUGAACUGUUCAGCCUCGCAAGUCUGCUCUCAGGAUGGCACUUUGUACCAGUCAUACCCGAUGGUAUUGCAGUAUCGACCGAGAAUUGAUUUUGGGUAGGCCCAGCCCAGGCUGAGCUGAAUGAAUCCUGCACUAUUUGUUUACUCGUCGACAGAUUGCACAGUGAAUGGUGUGUGGACUUGAGAGACACAAUCUGAUUUCAGCAUGCACAUAAGGCCAUUGUCUGUCUGAGUUGUCAGCGUCCUUCAUGUUCUGCCUAUUAGGAGCGAUCCAAGUGCCCUUCUGCUACUGACCAUCUGCAUAAGAUACUCGUGCCGUCUCCUCGGUGUGCAAGGUGCGGCUGAAGUGAGUUAGGUGUCCAGCCGUGUCUGCUUUCUCAGUGUUCCGCUUGCCUGUUGCAAGAUUGUUCUAAUGUUAAUUACACUAGUAAAAUGGCUCAGUCCUUGUGGUGUUGCAGUUUUCACAUAAUUAAUACUUUUAUUCUUAUUAAAAUAGAGUACUGUACAAGAACCUAGUAUAAUUAUAUCUUGAAAUUAUUUUGUAUAAGAAUAUAUUUAGAAAAGUGGUUUCUGAGCCACUGACCUAUUCUUGGUAAACUUUUAUGUAAAAAAGAAUAAACAACCAAAAAAAAACCCAAAAUGCCAGCUUAUUCUUGAGUGUACAAGUCUUUUGUGAAGAAUUCCAAUUAUUUUUUGACCAGAGCACAUUGCAGUUGGAGAUGUCCUAAACGUCUGGGUAGUCUACCAUUGCACAGGAAAUUGCUUUAGGCCUUCAUGUUGAAACAUACGUCACUUGGACAACUGAAAUUCAAAAUGUUGACAGCUGAUCAUAUCGACUUCUAAUAAAAUAAAUGUGUAAGUACAUUAACAUUUGUUACUGUCUUAGGCAAGUGAGUGCUGUCUAGCCAAUGUUGUGAGUACAUCAUUGUGUCAUUGGCAUUUUAUGAAAGCGUUGCUUUUUCAGUUGACCUUAGGUGUGUAUCGUGGAAUGCCGAGGGUUAUAUAAGGUGACUUUAAAUACUAGGAUUUUUAGAUAACAUUCACCCUUUUAUGGACUUCCAAACAAUCUCAGAUUGUUAGCUGAGUAUCACAUUUCCAAACCAUAUGCACAAAACAAAACAAACAACGUACAGUAGAUAAAUAUGCCGACCAAAACUAGUGGUGUGGGGAUGCUGUUAUUUUAAAUACUGUAGUAACCAGGGGAGGUGGGAUUAUUGUUUUAACUGAGUUCAUUAAAGGUGAGUGGAUUAGAAGUCAGAAAUAUGCUGAUGCCCUUGAUGUCGGCAGUUUGGUUUAGUCUUCAUUCAUUUUGAAAUUAGCCUGCAAGUCAAACUCCCCUAAUACCUUACUACAUGAAAAGCCUUUUAGAGCUUGUAAAAUACAUAGUUGUUUCAAAAAAGGAAAAGAAAACUGGACUAUGUCUGCUGGUUGCUUUGAAAUGAGCUGAGUUCUGAGAGAAAGAGAGAAAUUAGACAAACGGCAUGUUUUAGAACUCAGAUAAGAGCACCGUGGGUGGGGUCCACAAGUCGGUAUUUCCACACCAUGAACACAGUUGUUUGUGUUCUCCAGUAAAAUAUUUCACAAGUUCGUGCUUCUGAGUUCCAGAGUACUUCCUAGAGGUGGACAUUGUACAGCUCUGAGAAGCACACAGAAUACAGUUCCAUCUUGGCUUAUUUCAGAAUAUAAAAGGCUGGAAAUUUAUUAUUAUUUUUCCUAACAUUUUUUUCAAGUCAAAAAGUUUGUAUUAAAGUUGCUGCAUUAGAAGGCCACAGCAAUCAUCUUGUUGGAUUGGAUGUUUCUCAUGAGCAGGAUUUAAAAGAAAUUUAAUUUACUCUAAAAUGUAGAGAAAACCAUAACACUUGGCAAAAACUGAGUUUAUUAUCUAACUACAGAAAUUAUAAUUCCUAGUUAUCCUUAAGAAAAUGUUAAAGGUCUUACAAUUCAUCACAUUUAGAUGAAUGUGUUUUACAUAUGAAGGUUAAUUUUAAUUAAGUCAAAAUCAGUUUUGAAAGCCACAUGCUAAGAGUUGGUUAUUUGGCUCCUCAACCAAAAUUUAAGGCCAUAGGUGAAUUUUAUAUACAAGGUCUCUUUAAAUUUUGCUUGUUGCCUGAUCACAUGUAAUGACUUUUUUCCGAGGAGUACGCAGGAAACAGCAAUCAGAAUGCAGUUUUAUAACAAUUCUUUUAGUGUUACUACAUUGAUGUUUUCACUGAGAUGCAAUAGACUAGGUGCCAAAGCAGAGCAUUAAGGCCGUCUGCGUCCUAAGGGAGGGAACAUGAGUAAUGUGUAAUGUGUUGCUGGUGGAAUUGGGCUGCUUCAGCCUCCCUGGUCUGCUAUACCCACCAGGUGUGCAGCACUUGCUUGUCUGGUGUGAUAUGCACUGAACCCCACUCGGUUACCCUUGUCUGGAACCCACAAACAAGCACUGUAGUCAGCGUUACAUAUGCAGGGUUGCUAAAAACACCCCCGCCCCUGGAGUUUAAAUCUCCAGGAAUAACUAUCUGAAUCUACAAACAAAAGAGCAAGUCAGUUAUUCUUCAAUCUUGUCCCUUAAGCAAAAAACUAAAGCACUCUACUCCAGAAAAGAUUUGGUUACCUGUUUUGCCUGCCUUAAAAAUCAGACAUAAAAGGACCUUGAAAUCUUCACCUGUGGUCAAUAAGAAUCACUUUAAAUUGCAGUAAUGACAUCACUUAAUAGAUAAAAAUGUCCCUUUCUCUAAAUUAGAAAUACUAAAGGUUCAUUGAUGAGAUUACAUUAAACCUGAGGUCUGGGUGACUAGAAUUAUGUCUUUGACAGCUUUUAAAACUCCUUACUCACUAGACAUAUGCCCAUACUAAUAUGCCACAUUGUACAAAUGUAGUGAGUUAGCACGAAUGUUCAUUUAAACUUGAGUCCUUAGGAUAAAAGAGCAAGUGUGUGAUUUGCUAUUGUGAGCUGUUCAGCUUUAUUGACUGUAUAAAUUAAAGUGCCUCCUUGCUGAAGUGCAUCUCUGUUUUGGGUUUCCGUAACAAGUCUCCAGUUAUCUGUACUUGUCUCAUAAAUGGUUUCAUAUCUAUAAAUGGGCACUUACAAGGUAAAAUAAUCUUUUUUAAAAAGAGUUUUGUAAGACUAUAGGUAUCACCAAAGACAUUUUACUGUUAGUAACCAUGUUAGAUAGAGACAGUUUGGGCAGUCCAGACGAUGGAAGCUGUUACAUUGUAACCUGAUUGUACAUAGGCAAUAGGAACCUUGAUUGGUUACUAAACUAUUACAGUGAAGAAGGCACUAGAGUGAGUUUUCUUGGAACAGUCAAAUGUGUUUCUUGCUACAGUGCGCAUGUCUCCCUUCAGAUACCUUCACUGGUUUGCUUUGGUUUGGUUUUUUGUUUGUUCAUUUUCAGCACCGUCUGGCGGGUCUUAGGAAAUCCUCAAAUAUGAGAAAAAUAAACAAUACAAAUAUCCUCCCCAUGAAAAAUGGGAGAAAUACAAACAUACUAAAAAAAAUUGAAAUUGAGAUUUAAAAUUUUAAAAAGCCUUUUAUUCUGUGGAGGUGGUAUGAAGGGAAUUAUGCCUGUUUAGCUCCAUUGAAGACAGGUUUUAAUUGAAGUCCUGACAGGCCUGCCAGUGUGGCCCACAGGACAGCACUCUGCUGGGUUUGCAUAUAGUAGAAGUACUGACAACUGUGUAGCACACAGUACAUUCUACAGGAUUUACAGAAGUCCUUUUGUUGGUUUUUCCUCAAGGGCCUGUGAUUAUAUUUUCUCUAAGUGUUUCUCAGCAGCCACCUCAUUGUCACUAAACUUAGCCAUGUGGCCAAAUUUUGACAAAAUGGAGCACUGAAAAAUAACCCAGGAUGCCAUUCUUUCUUUUGGGUUGGCAAUCUGCUUCGCACUGCACUGAGAUGAAAUGAGCCCGAGGUAAGCCUCUGCAGAGUGGACAAACCGGCCCAGCCGUCCUGUGUACGCAAGCACCGUACAACUGAGCCCCAUCCCUCAUCCAUCCCUCUGAUUGGGUAGGAAUUCUCUAGAAUACUAAGCUUUACACCAGUAGAAUUGGUAUGAAUUUGCCAAAACUUCUUUUCUAAAUUAGAAUCACAAAACUUGAAAUGCAACUACCAUUGUUUCCAGCAUGGGACUCCUCUGGGGAGCAAUAAGGGACAUGUCUGCUAGAUCUGGGUCAUGAUAAAGUGAACAGUUGUCAAAUGCACUAAAGUCUUCGAAGCACUUCAAAGACCAGAAUCGCCAGUUGUUUGGAUUUACUUGAUAAGCUUUGCUUGAUGUGUUUUAUUAAAACACAAACAUGAAAUUAAAAUGAAACACAAAAUGUCCUUACACAGCAGGGACCUUAGUGUUUUAUGCUCAGUGCUGCUCCUUGGGCCAUUUGAAAGUGCUUUUCUUCCUGGACUAUGAUUUUCCCAGGUAGUAAGUUUACUGGCCAUUGUAUUUUCCAGUAGGUUUAAAAUGUUUGGGCAUUUUCUUCAGAAAAUGAUAAAAAGUUAAAUUUCGAAAUAAUUGCUGUAAAUUCUUGUGCAACUGUAUCUACCCUCAGGCCACUGGUCCAUGAUACACAACAGCAGUUUUCCAGAGAUACAUUAAAUACUAGGUCUAGUUUUCUUCUGUUUUGUAGCACUUGCUAGAAAAAGAACCAACUGUAGCACAAACGAAGACUAGCCAUUCUGGAGCAUCUCUACAAAGCCUAGUGUGUUGACAUAAGUCCAGGAGCAGGCGCUCCUUCUACACAGUCACAUCACUGGAGGUCCGCCUGGCUCUGUUGGAGGCCAUUUUUCUUUUGCUGUCUUGUUCAGAAUGGGGUUGGGGGCCUAAGUGUCCUUAUGAAGCUGUGAUCCAGGACAAGAGCGUGGGGGUGGGGUGUGUGUGUGUUCCUUCACUUUCCUGUGUCUGGCAACUCAACAGCGAUUGUUUCUUAGACUAGCCCUCAUGGUUAUUAAAUCUAGCACAGAAUAUAUUGUAAAGUUACAUUGCUAAUUUUAUUUUGAAAUAUGAACUAUUUUAAGCUUUUUGUCAAAAGUGGUUAACAUCUUAAUACAAAUAAAAACCUUUUUGUGGUUGUAAGAUUUAGCUUAUGAAUCAUUCAAAUUGAAAGAAUUACCAGGUCAUUGUUAAUGACUUAGUCUAUUAAGAAUCUUAUGUAUUUUUGUAAAGGAAAAGCACUUGUAGAUAUUUAAUCAGUACAAGGUCUAUGUCUGUUUUGCAGGAAGAAAAUGCUGCUUAGAGAUUCUCUUUAAAUAUUUUUUUUAUUUUUGUGCUCCUGUAUUUUCUGUUGAUCUUUUGAAUGUUCUGUACAAAAUUGUCUGACUGUACUGUUGAGCUGGAUACAUUUUUUUUUAACUCUGGGCUUAGCUGUGUAUAUUUGACCAUGUUGGAAAUAGUAUCUUUGUUAUUAAAUUUUUGAUUGUA
This is a messenger RNA of Mus musculus (house mouse), 6485 nucleotides long. RefSeq names its product polycomb group ring finger 5 (gene Pcgf5). Gene Ontology annotation, biological process: regulation of gene expression. The coding region runs from base 419 to 1189 and encodes 256 amino acids. The record is from RefSeq and is a predicted model, not a curated record. Gene Ontology annotation, cellular component: nucleus; nucleoplasm; PcG protein complex. The transcript has 10 exons. Lineage: Eukaryota; Metazoa; Chordata; Mammalia; Rodentia; Muridae.